CCUGACCCGCCGCUUCUCUCCCGGAGGGCGGUCACUGUAGACCCCUUUUCUGGAUCCCGCGGUGUUGGAGGCGGAGCCCAGGCGGCCUCCGAGGCGACUGGGAGCAUCCCCAUCGGGCCCCGCGGGCUGGAUUCGCGUCCGACAUAAGCUAACCUGGAAAGGCUUUCCCUGCCCCGGGCUCGUGGCUUAGCCCGCAGACCUCCGCCGCGAGCCGCCUGGAGUUUGAUUCUGGCUCAGGCUGGCCUUCCCUCUGGUCGCCGGGUCUUCCCUUGGCGGUUACGGGGAACGGGGCUCUGAGGUCCCCGGGAUCCGGGCGGAAGGAAGGGACUCGAGUGAGGGCCUCCGGCCCCCUCGGUGUUUUGUUAUGAUGGAACCGCUCCAUCCCGGAGAGUGGGUCAGACCAAGCCGGGAGUACAAGUGUCCAGGCUGCUCCUCGGUCCGGCCGGGAGCUUCUAUGCUUUAGUUCCGGGUGCGGGUGCCCUGAUGCUUGGGUGGGAAUUGCUUGAGUCUGGCCCCCGUCAAGGCGGAGUUGGCGGCCUUCCAGCUUCCCUCCUCCGUGCCCUUGAAAAGGAGGAGCGUUUUGCCCGGUGGCAGCCGCAGCUUGCGAGGUGGCAGAUGCAUCACUGUAAGCGAUACCGUUCCCCAGAGCCAGACCCAUACCUGAGCUACCGCUGGAAGAGGAGGCGGUCUUACAGUCGGGAGCAUGAAGGUAGACUACGAUACCCAUCCCGAAGGGAGCCUCCCCCAAGGAGAUCACGGUCCAGAAGCCAUGACCGCCUACCCUACCAGCGGAGAUACCGCGAGCACCGUGACAGCGAUACAUACCGGUGUGAGGAGCGGAGCCCAUCCUUUGGAGAGGACUGCUAUGGGUCUUCACGUUCUCGACAUCGAAGACGGUCACGAGAGAGGGGGCCAUACCGUACCCGCAAGCAUGCCCACCACUGUCACAAACGUCGUACCAGGUCUUGUAGCAGCGCCUCCUCGAGAAGCCAACAGAGCAGUAAGCGCAGCAGCCGGAGUGUGGAAGAUGACAAGGAGGGUCACCUGGUGUGCCGGAUCGGCGAUUGGCUCCAAGAGCGAUAUGAGAUCGUGGGGAACCUGGGUGAAGGAACCUUUGGCAAGGUGGUGGAGUGCUUGGACCAUGCCAGAGGGAAGUCACAGGUUGCCCUGAAGAUCAUCCGUAAUGUGGGCAAGUACCGGGAGGCUGCUCGUCUAGAAAUUAAUGUUCUCAAGAAAAUCAAGGAGAAGGACAAAGAGAAUAAGUUCCUGUGUGUCCUGAUGUCUGACUGGUUCAACUUCCAUGGUCAUAUGUGCAUCGCCUUUGAGCUCCUGGGCAAGAACACCUUUGAGUUCCUGAAGGAGAACAACUUCCAGCCUUACCCCCUACCACAUGUCCGGCACAUGGCCUACCAGCUCUGCCAUGCCCUUAGAUUUCUACAUGAGAACCAGCUGACCCACACAGACUUGAAGCCAGAGAACAUCUUGUUUGUGAAUUCUGAGUUUGAAACCCUCUACAAUGAGCACAAGAGCUGCGAGGAGAAGUCAGUGAAGAACACCAGCAUCCGAGUGGCAGACUUUGGCAGUGCCACAUUUGACCACGAACAUCACACCACCAUUGUGGCUACCCGUCACUAUCGCCCACCUGAGGUGAUCCUUGAGCUGGGCUGGGCACAGCCCUGUGAUGUCUGGAGUAUUGGCUGUAUUCUUUUCGAGUACUACCGUGGCUUUACCCUCUUCCAGACUCAUGAAAACAGAGAACACUUGGUUAUGAUGGAGAAGAUCCUAGGGCCCAUCCCAUCACACAUGAUCCACCGUACCAGGAAGCAGAAAUAUUUCUACAAAGGGGGCCUGGUUUGGGAUGAGAACAGCUCUGAUGGGCGGUAUGUGAAGGAGAACUGCAAACCUUUGAAGAGUUACAUGCUCCAGGACUCCCUGGAGCAUGUACAGCUGUUUGACCUGAUGAGGAGGAUGUUAGAAUUCGACCCUGCUCAGCGCAUCACACUGGCAGAAGCCUUGCUGCAUCCCUUCUUUGCUGGCUUGACCCCCGAGGAGCGGUCCUUCCACAGCAGCCGUAACCCCAGCAGAUGACAAGUGCAGGCCAGCAUACGAAGAGUUGGAGAGCUGGACUGGGCUCCUGGCCCCUUUUCUCCAGCCUCUCCCACUGGCCUCGGAGCCAGGGCCACCGAUGAACAGUGCAAUGUGAAGGAAGGCAAGGAGCCUGCAAGGGACAGGGGGAUGUGGUGCCCAGCUGCCAGAAAGCACAGAUUGGACCCAAGCUAUUUAUAUGUUGUAAAGUUAUAAUAAAGUGUUUCUUACUGUUUGUAACCCCCUGGUACCAGUGUGUCCAUCUCCAGGCUCCUUGCCUUCUCCCUUCUCUGACUGACUUAUUAAUAAAGUCUUUCUUAGCAGCUCA
Messenger RNA from Microtus oregoni (creeping vole), 2413 nucleotides. It is a transcript of the gene Clk3, whose product is annotated as CDC like kinase 3. Lineage: Eukaryota; Metazoa; Chordata; Mammalia; Rodentia; Cricetidae. Gene Ontology annotation, molecular function: ATP binding; protein kinase activity. The record is from RefSeq and is a predicted model, not a curated record. Bases 484 to 2088 code for a protein of 534 amino acids. The transcript has 13 exons. Gene Ontology annotation, biological process: protein phosphorylation.